Molecule: messenger RNA, 1651 nt
Organism: Amphiprion ocellaris (clown anemonefish)
Lineage: Eukaryota; Metazoa; Chordata; Actinopteri; Pomacentridae
Gene: angptl5
Product: angiopoietin-like 5
Exons: 8
Coding region: 429-1586 (385 amino acids)
Source: RefSeq, a predicted model, not a curated record
GCAGGAUAUAACCUGUAAAACAACAAUGCCUGGUAAUACACACGCCGAGGGGGAAGGUAAUGACUCUUUACCACAAGUCUAGAAUCAGCGCAUUCAGCUACUUGUCAGAAAUUUAUUCAGACUUUAAUCAACAAAUUAGACUCCCUCUCACAUGGUGGUGUUGUCAUGGGAGGUUACAAGAGAAAAGUGGGAGUGACUGAUGGAGGUGGACAAAGGGAAGCAGUCACAGAGGAGAGAGUGAAGCUCGACAACUGUAAGGAAGGUGUAGAUGCAAAAAAAAAAGAAGAAUGUGAGGACAUGUGAGGGGGAAAAAAAGCAGACUUUGUGGAAAAAUAAGCAUAAAUGAAGGAGUGUCUGCUGGUGACGGUGUGGAUGGAGUUCAGCCCCCUUGCUCCUGGAGGAAAUAAUCCCAUUUAGACCAGACUGACAUGAUGUGGACAACAACUGUCCUCCUGCUGCUGCUGCCUCACCUGCUUUCCUCCGCAGACAAAGGGAACAGUGGUGAUUUUAACCAAUCAGAGAUAGGGGAUGAGGACUUUUCUGAUGCCCCUGUCAAAGCCCAGAAACCUGCAGGGGAGGUCAGAGGUCGAGACACGUGCUCCAUCCCCUGUGACAUCACUGUCAAGCUGCUACGAGAUGAAAAACACUCCAUCUGUGGUCAGCUACAACAGUCUCUGUUAGCUUUUGGACGCAGCACCCGGAAGCUGAUCAGGGAUGUGAUGGAGGAGCAGCAGAGAGCUCUGGACAUCCUCAGCAGUCAGGUCACGGAGCUGAUGACCAAAGUGCAGACGCUCAGCUCUGAAGUUCAGAGAAGCAACACUGAGAUGUACUCCAUAAAGCCUGUUCAGUCCCACGGACGAGACUGCAGUGACAUCAAGGACAAUCUUGUGUCGGUCGUCCCAAAGAUCCCCAGUGGUAUUUACAUCAUCCAUCCAGACAAUACUGACUCUUCUUUUGAGGUGUUCUGUGAGAUGGACUACAUGGGAGGAGGAUGGACGGUGAUGCAGAGGAGGACUGAUGGAUUAACGGACUUCAAGCGACCCUGGGCUGAUUACGUUGACGGCUUUGGACACCUUGCAGGAGAACACUGGCUGGGCCUGAAGAAGGCGUUUCAUAUAGUAAACCAGAAAGACACUCGGUUCCAACUUCACAUCGCUUUAGUUUCCCACGAUGAUGUCACCUCUUAUGCGUCAUAUGAUGACUUCCGCCUCGACAAUGAAACACAGUUCUUCAGUAUACACCUGGGAAGAUAUGCAGGCAGUGCAGGUGAUGCAUUCCGCGGCUAUGACCAGGAUCAGAACCAGGACACAGCUCCGUUUAGCGCCUCAGACGUUGACAAUGACGGCUGCAAUCCUUUCUGCUCCCUCGGUAACUCCACUGUGGAGAGCUGCAGCAUGCAGCAGAACCAGACUGGAUGGUGGUUCAACCAGUGUGGCCUGGCCAACCUCAACGGCUCUCCUGAGGAUCCAGAGCAGAACCAAGGCCAGAGGACACACAUCCUGUGGGACACCUGGAGGCAAAAAGGAGUCCCUCACACCAUCAAAUCUGUCACCAUGAAGAUCAGGAGGAUUGCAACCAACAACUGACAGCUAGAGGAGGGAGAAUGUAGAUAUAACAACUGAAAGUUUUUAAUAAAACAGGAUAGACAUUU